Metopolophium dirhodum (rose-grain aphid) is the source of this 3836-nucleotide messenger RNA. RefSeq lists its product as uncharacterized. The record is from RefSeq and is a predicted model, not a curated record. NCBI's taxonomy places the organism in Eukaryota, Metazoa, Arthropoda, Insecta, Hemiptera, Aphididae. The coding region runs from base 303 to 1205 and encodes 300 amino acids. The transcript is spliced from 4 exons.
GUUUUUUACUUUUUUAUGAACGUGAAGCACUCGUUGUUUACCUAGUCAUGGUUUCCCUUUCCCGGUCCCUACGACCCUAACAUAGAUAAGUAUAUUGUAUAAUAUAACAGACCCUAGUGCCCCACCUCAUCAUCUAAGACUGUGCUUCAAAUUGCAAUGCUUAUUGCUUUGUGACUAGUUUGUGCUUAUUUUUUUUUUCAUAAUUUUGCUUUGAGUAAUUGAGUAUUAAAAUAAAAAAAUAUAAUAUAUAAUAUAUUGCUAGUUACUAGUACGAGAUGCCUUUCAUAUAAUACAUUAUAAAAAUGGUUAAGUAUUGUUUUGUACCAAAGUGUACUACUGGUAACACUCAGUAUGUCAAACAACAAAAAGCAAGUGGGUUAAGAAAUAAAAGUUUAUUUAAACCACCCAAAAAUUCAGAGCUUUUUGCAAAAUGGGCUAAAGCUAUACCCCGAAAAGAUAAGGUUCUCUCAGAAAAUUCUUAUGUAUGUGAAUUGCAUUUUGAAGAGAAUGAUGUUCUAAUAUAUGACGAGACUACUUUAUUGGAUGGAACAGUCAAUAUAAUAAAAAGAAUUAGACCUUUAUUAAGAACAGGAGCAGUUCCAUGUAUAUUUCCUAACCAACCAUUAAAUUCAACAAAACAUAACAAUAAGAGAAAACCUCCUACAGAAAGGUUAUUCAUUGAAAAAAAUAAAUCUAAACUAAUUCCAGCACGUUCUGAUACGAGUGAAAUGCAAUGCUCUGAAAAAACCAACCAACAAUUUUCUUUUCAGUAUUUAAAAGAAAACCUUAAUCAAUUAGAAAAACCUGAUAGUCAAUGGAUGUUUGAAUUAAAAGAUGAUGAAGUAGAGCUUGUGAGAUGGAAUCGUGGAUCUUCAAAAAGAAUAACAAUUUCAAAUGACUUAAUAGUAAAAAUUUUUUUUAGUGGUAUUGAAAUUUUAUUUGAUCACAUUAUUAAUACAAUUUUAUUGAGCAUGAAUGAAACAAAUAAGUUAUUGAAAUAUAUACAUUCUUUAAUAGAAUGUAAAGGAAUAAUGACAACAGAAAAUAACAUUACCAGACGGUCUAUUACAUGCAAGGGUUAUGUUGAAAUACGUCUAGGGCAACGUGGACCCAAGAGUAAUUAUUGUUUUGACUGCAGGGUAGCUCGAAAACAAAUGGCUGAUAGUUUGAGGAAAAAAGUAUUCAAACUUGAAAAUAAUAUUUAAGAAAAAUUUUCCGACCUUAGAAAUAAGGUCAGUUAUACUCCAUUCAGUUCAUCUUGGCCAUUGACGACCGUUACGAUUACUAUCUUAUAAUGUAAAGUAAUACCAACUGUGUUGGUAACUGUGACGUCAGUCGAUGGCCAAGAUGAACUGGAUGGGUUAUAUAAUAUAAUUUAAUAUUAUUAACACUACUUAAAAUAAUCUAAUAUGAGUUUUUAAAUACAAAUUAAAAGGUUUAUAUUAUAAUUAGGGCUAGGAAUAUAAUACUCAAAGAAAAAUUUUAUGCCCAACAAUUUAAAAUAAUGUACCUAUAAAAUGCAUUUAAUUUUUUUUUAUUUUAAACUAGUUUUUAACUAAAAUAUUUUUAAAUUAAAUUAUUUAAAAAUUUGCAAAGAUUGAACAAUUUCUAACCUUGUAUAUUGAGUAUGGUUAAUUUUUAAAAAGGACUUAUUACCAUUUAAUUUUCCAUCGCCACUCGUAAUCUCGAUUUUUACUAAUAUUCGAUCGGGUAAAACCCUUGUAAGCCAGUUACAAAGGUACUUUUUUAAAAAAUCUGAUUUUAGUAUUAUAUGCCAUAAAAUGCUUUUAAAACAAAAAAAAAUAAACAAUGCACAGUGCAAUGAAAUCCCAGUCCUAAUUAUAAUAUACAAUAUAAGAACCAAAUUCAACAAAUAAUACAAGUAUAAUGAAGAAUACAUUUUUAAUUUUCAAAUAAUUAUAAACUCUUCUAUUAUUAUUAAAAAUAUGUUUUUGCCAUACACCAUUAUGUUACUUAGCUACUAAUUACUACAUAGCACAUACUUAGAUAAUUAUAUAUUAGAUUCAUAUUAAUUGUAACAUUUAAUUUUAAAAUUGUAAUUUCAGAAUUAUUUUUAUACAUUGUUUCAAUCAUUACAGAAUAUUUUUAUAAUAUCAAAAACCUUUUAGAUUUUAAUUGUGUAUACUAUUUUGUCAAUUUGUUAUAAUAAAUGUUUAGAAUAUAUCUAAUAAUAUAAUUUAUAUAUUAUACUUAUAGUAAUAAAUAUUAAUUGUAUUAAUUAUAAAUUAUAGUCAAUAUCUACUUAGGUCCACGGCUGUUAGUCAAAAAUAUUAACUCUGCAAACUUGGGAAAAUAAUUUGAAUAACCAAAAUUAGCAUAGGUAAAUAAUCUUUAUUAGGCAUAUUACACUAUACAGGAUGAUUUUUUAAGCAUGCUCAUCCUAUUGUUAUGCUUAAGUUAUACAUAUUCUGAAUUUUGGAAUUUUUAAAUACAUGUAGAGACCAUAUUUUUGAAUACUUGAAUUUUUUUGUACCACUUAAAGAUGAUCCUGUGACAAUACAAACUUCUUUUUUCAAAUAGGAACCCCCCUUUUCACUUUUAAUUAUUCAGCAGAUAUUUUUUUGAGAAUUUUGGUAUAUCUAAAUUAAAACGGGAAAAAUCUUCUUGAAAACUGACAAUGUCCGUAAACAGCUCAAAGUGUCAACAUUUUAUGGUAAAUAGUAAAUGAAAAUAUAAACAUUCAGUCAAAUUGUCAUGCAUCUACAAUGGUUUGUUUUUGAUUUACAACAAAAUAAGAAAACCGCUACAUGGGAAAUCGGGUAAAUAUCCAAUGUUGUAAAAAUAUAUAAUUUCAAACGCUCAUAAAAAUUUAAUUUGAUUUUCUUGUAGAUAUUAUUUUUUUGAUAAAGAUAGACAUACUUAUUAAGAAUUUUGUAUUACAUUUUAAAAUCUUAGAUUUAAAAAGAAAAAUUUUUAUGAAUUUCUAACCCACAAUAAUUUGCUAAUUUUCGUGUUUUUCCCCGUAUUUUGUCAAUAUUUGAACUUUAAAUGCUUAUAAAAAAAAACUGCGACUAAGGCAAGACCGGCUCAAGGGAAAAUAGUGGACUAGGCAAAAUCAAAUUUUGCCGCCUUUAACAAUAGAAUAUUAUCAGUAUUUUAAAAAUGCCGCCCUCUUACUAAUGUGCAGCUUAAGUGCCGCCCUAUGACGCAUGGGCCUAUGUCGCCUACUCCUUGAGCCGGGCCUGGACUAAGGAUUAUUAAUAUUUUUCAAACGUCAUUGUAACAAUAUAGUAGGAGUUUUGUAUGAAAUUUUCAAACUUUUUCAUCCAACAAUUAAAGUUUUAUUGACAUUCAUUGAAAAAAAAAUGGAAACUGAGUUUAUUCGUAAACAGCUCAAAACAUAAUCAAAAUAUUUUAAAAAUUUUUUCAUGUAUAGAAAAGGCUAACUUAAACAUUCAGUGAAAAUGUCAUGUAUUUACGAUCAUUUGUUUUAGAGUUACACCAAAAGCCAAAAACCGAUUUUGCGUAAAAAAACAUUUUUCCUUCAUUUUUAUUAUGUUUUUCCGGGUGCUUUUGAAAGCUAUUGGGAAUUUAAAAUUUUGACCUCCCAUAAGUACUAAAACUAGAUUCACUUUCCCAUCGAACAAGAUACUGAAGUUGAAAAUCGAAGCAUUAUUUCGACUACUAAUCGUUGACACAGACACAAAAAUAAAAAAUAAAAAAACACAUCAUUGUAAAAUCAAUAUAUUCAUCAUUCAACUCAGAAUAUCAAAUUUCAAAAAAAAAAUGUAAUGUUUUUAAUUUAAAUACUAUUUUUAAUACUAAUUACUAUUAUUGUUUAACCCUUUCAGUCCCAAAUUAAAUUUUUUUCAUUU